Molecule: messenger RNA, 3130 nt
Organism: Egretta garzetta (little egret)
Lineage: Eukaryota; Metazoa; Chordata; Aves; Pelecaniformes; Ardeidae
Gene: CHSY1
Product: chondroitin sulfate synthase 1
Exons: 2
Coding region: 127-2085 (652 amino acids)
Cellular component (GO): Golgi cisterna membrane
Molecular function (GO): glucuronosyl-N-acetylgalactosaminyl-proteoglycan 4-beta-N-acetylgalactosaminyltransferase activity
Source: RefSeq, a predicted model, not a curated record
UGGUCCAAAACCAUUCCUGGCAAAGUUGAAUUCUUCUCCAGCGAGGGUUCAGACACCUCUAUUCCCAUCCCCGUCGUGCCGCUUCCAGGUGUAGAUGACUCUUACCCACCCCAGAAGAAAUCUUUCAUGAUGCUGAAAUACAUGCAUGACCACUACUUGGACAAAUACGAAUGGUUUAUGAGAGCUGAUGAUGACGUUUACAUCAAAGGGGACAAACUGGAGAACUUCCUCAGGAGUUUGAACAGCAGUGAGCCCCUCUUUCUUGGGCAGACUGGCCUCGGCACCACAGAGGAGAUGGGGAAGCUGGCUCUGGAACCAGGCGAGAACUUCUGCAUGGGGGGACCAGGAGUGAUCAUGAGCCGGGAAGUCCUGCGGAGAAUGGUGCCCCACAUUGGCGAGUGCCUGCGAGAGAUGUACACUACCCAUGAGGACGUGGAAGUGGGAAGAUGCGUACGGAGGUUUGCAGGAGUGCAGUGUGUAUGGUCCUAUGAGAUGCAGCAGCUGUUUUAUGAAAAUUAUGAGCAGAACAAAAAAGGCUAUAUCCGAGACCUGAGGAACAGCAAAAUACACAGAGCUAUAACGCUGCACCCCAAUAAGAACCCCCCGUACCAGUACAGACUUCACAGCUACAUGUUGAGCCGCAAGAUAGCAGAGCUGCGCCACCGGACUGUACAGCUGCACCGGGAAAUUGUCCUGAUGAGCAAAUACAGCAAUACAGAAAUCCACAAAGAUGACCUGCAGCUGGGGAUGCCACCCUCCUUCAUGCGGUUCCAGCCCCGCCACCGGGAAGAAAUCUUGGAGUGGGAGUUCCUCACAGGGAAGUAUUUGUAUUCGGGUGCCGAUGGGCAGCCCCCUCGGAGAGGAAUGGACUCUUCUCAGCGUGAAGCAUUGGAUGACAUUGUUAUGCAAGUCAUGGAAAUGAUCAACGCCAACGCUAAGACCCGGGGGAGGAUCAUAGAUUUCAAGGAAAUACAGUAUGGCUAUCGCAGAGUCAAUCCGAUGUACGGAGCAGAGUACGUUCUUGACUUGUUGCUUCUGUACAAAAAGCAUAAGGGGAAGAAGAUGACCGUCCCCGUCAGGAGGCACGCGUACUUGCAGCAGACGUUCAGCAAGAUCCAGUUUAUGGAGCACGAAGAGAUGGACGCUAAAGAGCUGGCCAGCAAAAUCAACCAGGAUUCUGGAUCCCUGUCUUUCCUCUCCAACUCGCUGAAGAUGUUUGUUCCCUUCCAGCUCAGCCGAUCAAAAGUAGAGAGGAAGGAACUCAAAGACAAGAAGAUCAACAUCCUGAUUCCUCUCUCCGGACGUUUUGACAUGUUUGCAAGGUUCAUGGGGAAUUUUGAAAAGACGUGCCUCAUUCCAAACCAGAAUGUCAAGCUGGUUGUCCUGCUUUUCAAUUCCAACUCCAACCCUGACAAAGUGAAGCAGAUCGAGCUGAUGAGAGAUUACCGCUCUAAAUAUCCCAAGGCUGACAUGCAGGUUUUACCGGUGUCGGGGGAGUUCUCGAGGGCAUUGGCUCUGGAAGUCGGAUCUUCUCAGUUCCAGAACGAGUCUUUACUUUUCUUCUGUGAUGUUGACUUAGUGUUUACCACAGAAUUCCUCCAGCGGUGUAGAGCCAAUACAGUUUUGGGUCAACAAGUAUACUUUCCCAUCAUUUUUAGCCAGUAUGAUCCAAAGAUUGUUUAUAGUGGAAAAGUUCCUAGUGACAAUCAUUUUGCCUUCACCCAGAAAACAGGUUUCUGGAGGAACUAUGGCUUUGGUAUUACCUGCAUUUACAAAGGUGAUCUCCUUCGAGCAGGUGGCUUUGAUGUCUCCAUCCAAGGUUGGGGCCUUGAAGACGUAGACCUAUUUAACAAAGUCAUUCAAGCUGGCUUAAAAACUUUCCGAAGCCAAGAAAUUGGAGUAGUCCAUGUGCACCACCCUGUUUUUUGUGACCCUAAUCUUGAUCCAAAACAAUAUAAAAUGUGCUUGGGGUCCAAAGCUUCAACUUAUGGGUCCACACAACAGCUGGCUGAAAUAUGGUUUGAAAAAAAUGACCCAAAUUUUGGGAAAAGCAGCAAUACUAAUGGCUCAGUGAGGACAGCCUAAUGUCCAGCUAUGCUGGAAAAGACUUUUUUUUUAAUUAUCUAAUUUAUUUUUGGGAAAAUGUUUUUUGAUAAUUCACUUUUAAAAGACCACACAGGAUAUAUUUUAGAAAUCAUCAUUGUUUUCUUACAAAGCGCUCGUUUUGAGAAGAACAAGGCCGUUGGUUUUUUCGUUGUUGUGUUCUUGGUUUUGAACAAAACUGUGAUCAAUAUUUGCCUUCAAACAAAAAAAUUGUUUAAGAGUUAUCUGACCGAUCGGCGGAAAUCUGACUUGAAUUAGAAUUUCCUUACGAACAAAAGAUUGUUUCUUACCUUUUCUGUGCUGUCUUCAUUACUGGGAUUCUGUAAAUCGGGACCUGAGCGUGCAAGCCAAGUGACAAAACGGUGUAUCUAAAUGGUUUGUUGUGACUGCUACCGUGCAAAGAUUCUGCUUCUUUGGUUAAGGAUAGCCAGUAUUUUUUAAAUGGCGUUAGAACAAAACCAAGCGGUGUGGCGAUGAAAAGGGUAUUAAUCGCAGGAGGGUUUUUUUUUUUUUCCAGAUGGCUGGUUAUUUCAGUUCAAAAAUACACUUCCACUUGUUACAGCCAGGCGACUUCAAGGGAGGGAAGAAAGUAAGCACAACCUGCUCUCUGGUUAGUCCUUGUAGAAAUGUUUGUCUUUUAUAUUUGGUCCAUAUAUGGACGUUAACGUUUUAAGAAUCCGUGGUGGGUUCAGUGUUUUAUCCUCAACCGCUGUCCUGUACGUGAUCAAGAAAUGCCGAAGCGUAACGAGGGAGGGGAAGAGGUUGGGAAAUGCGAAUCUCUUGCAGCAAAGCGACAGUAUGCAACGAACAAUUAGAGAUCCCUAACGAGAACUUUGAAAAAAGAACCCUCUCUACCGAGUGUACUGCACACGAUUGCGUUGAUUUUGUUCAGUCGGUUACGUGACGUUAAUGGGAACAAUUAUUACAUUUGAUUACUAGUUUUGUUUUGGGAUUAUUUUUUUCUGUAUCUGAUAGACCGUUAAUUUAUUUAAUAUCCAUUGGUUUAGGUUCUUGACCUUUUCUUGAA